This is a messenger RNA of Cydia splendana, 863 nucleotides long. RefSeq lists its product as uncharacterized. The coding region runs from base 157 to 705 and encodes 182 amino acids. The transcript has a single exon. The record is from RefSeq and is a predicted model, not a curated record. Gene Ontology annotation, molecular function: single-stranded RNA binding. Gene Ontology annotation, cellular component: ribonucleoprotein complex. Lineage: Eukaryota; Metazoa; Arthropoda; Insecta; Lepidoptera; Tortricidae. Gene Ontology annotation, biological process: retrotransposition.
CAACUCGAUAUUCAAAAGGUUAAUCAAGACAACGCCACCAUCAACCAUACGUUAGAUGAGGUUAAGAAUCGCCUAACACACGUUGAAGAUUCACUUCAAUAUUCUGGCUGGCGUCAGGACUCUUGUGAGGAAAGGCUACGCUCUGUAGAAUCUAGCAUGUCGUCAUCACAAGGUCAGGCUGGCCGUAUCCAGACUCUUGAACGCACCAUAGAUAAAAUGGAACAACAAUCGCGAAUGAAUAAUUUAGAAAUAUGCAACAUGCCUGAGAAGCGCGGUGAAAACUUAAUUAGUAUUAUCAGCGACAUAGGAACCGCUAUUAAAUUCACUUUUACGCCCAGUGACAUUGUCUCAAUACAUCGUGUACCACAUGCCGACCCCAGCUGCAAUCGCCCAAAAAACAUAAUAGUGCGUUUUACCUCAGUCAUACUACGUGAUAAUAUUUUGGCUGCGUUUCGCCUUGCGAAAGGACUCAAUACUUCACAAAUAAACAUAACAGGAUCCCCGCAAAAAAUAUAUCUGAACGAGCAUUUAACACUUAAAAACAAGCUGUUACUACGACAGACUCGUGAAGCAGCCUUGAAGCAUAACUUUAAGUUUGUAUGGGUUCGACAUGCCACUAUAUUGGUGCGCAAAGAUGACACUUCACCAAUAAUAGCUAUACGAGCGACUCACGAGCUGAGUAAGAUAUCACCGAGUAGUUCCUGACCAAUAUAGAUCUAGACUUUUCACUAACUCAAAGAUGUGUUGUAUUUUUGCUUUUAUGUUAAUCUUAUACCAGUGCUGCAUACAUAUAAUAGCCACCUGUAAUCUAUUAAAGUCGCGUAAUUUGUGCGUGGGCAUUUUAUUGUUUUUGUUUAAAGAAU